Jaculus jaculus (lesser Egyptian jerboa) is the source of this 2792-nucleotide messenger RNA. It is a transcript of the gene Zic5, whose product is annotated as Zic family member 5. The record is from RefSeq and is a predicted model, not a curated record. Gene Ontology annotation, molecular function: RNA polymerase II cis-regulatory region sequence-specific DNA binding; DNA-binding transcription factor activity, RNA polymerase II-specific. Gene Ontology annotation, cellular component: nucleus. Lineage: Eukaryota; Metazoa; Chordata; Mammalia; Rodentia; Dipodidae. Gene Ontology annotation, biological process: regulation of transcription by RNA polymerase II; central nervous system development. The coding region runs from base 74 to 2086 and encodes 670 amino acids. The transcript is spliced from 2 exons.
CAGAGUGGGGGGACAGGAAUAAGCGGAGUUAGGAGACCAGGACAAAAGAAGUUAAAGAGCGCUUAAUAUAUACAUGUUUCUGAAGGCGGGCAGAAGGAAAAAAGUCCCCUCGGUGAGGGUCUAUGGGUCCGAUUGUGUAGUUACGAUGGAACUCCCUUUGAACAAGAGGGACACGCCAGCGCUGAGAUUAGCGGAUUUGGCAACGGCUCAGGCCCAACCGCUUCAGACUAUGACAGGCUUCCCGGUGCUGGCCAGCCCGCCCGCCCACUCCCAACUCCGCGCCGCCACCGCGCACCUCCACCCGCGGGACCUGGGCGCUGACCCCAGCGUGGUCGUCACCGCGCUCGCAGCCGAGCACAUGGCCCAGGCGAGCACGCUGGGAAUCGGUCCUCCCUCCCAAGCGUUCCCGCUGCAACCAGAGGCUCCGGCGGCUGCCACCCGCCCCGCCGCCUCGGUCGCCCGCACCUACCCCGGUGGUGGUAGCGGCGGCGGGGGCAGCGGUGGCGCGCAGGUCCCCGCGCCCCCGCCCCCAGCCCCUCCUCUUCCUCCCUCCCCUUCGCCCCCUCCCCCGCCCCCUCCUCCUCCUCCUCCUGCCCUCUCGGGCUACACCACCUCCAACAGUGGCGGCGGCGGCAGCAGCGGCAAAGGCCACAGCAGGGACUUCGUCCUCCGGAGGGACCUUUCCGCCACGGCCCCCGCGGCGGCCAUGCACGGGGCCCCGCUCGGAGGGGAGCAACGGUCAGGCACCGGCUCCCCCCAGCACCCCGCCCCGCCUCCCCAUCCGGCCGGGAUGUUCAUCUCGGCCAGCGGCACCUACGCGGGCCCGGACGGCGGCGGUGGCCCUGCGCUCUUCCCCACGCUGCACGACUCUCCGGGGACUCCUGGCGGUCACCCGCACCCGCUCAACGGCCAGAUGCGCCUGGGCUUGGCGGCGGCGGCGGCAGCGGCCGCGGCGGCCGAACUGUACGGUCGCGCCGAGCCACCCUUCGCUCCGCGCUCGGGCGACGCGCACUACGGGGCGGUGGCGGCCGCCGCAGCCGCGGCCCUGCACGGCUACGGAGCCGUGAACUUAAACCUGAACCUGGCCGCGGCGGCUGCAGCAGCGGCGGCGGCGGCGGGACCCGGGCCCCACCUGCAGCAUCACGCGCCGCCCCCGGCGCCGCCGCCGCCGCCACCACCACCGCCACCACCGUCGUCGGCGGCGGCGGUGGCGCCCGCGCAGCACCCACACCAGCACCACCCCCACCUCCCGGGCGCGGCCGGGGCCUUCCUGCGCUACAUGCGGCAGCCAAUCAAGCAGGAGCUCAUCUGCAAAUGGAUCGACCCCGACGAGCUCGCCGGGCCACCACCUCCGCCACCGCCCCCGGCCGGCGGCGCCAAGCCCUGUUCCAAAACUUUCGGCACCAUGCACGAGUUGGUGAACCACGUCACCGUGGAGCACGUGGGCGGCCCCGAGCAGAGCAGCCACGUCUGCUUCUGGGAGGACUGUCCGCGCGAGGGCAAGCCCUUCAAGGCCAAAUACAAGCUCAUCAACCACAUCCGCGUGCACACCGGCGAGAAGCCCUUCCCGUGCCCUUUCCCGGGCUGCGGCAAGGUCUUCGCGCGCUCCGAGAACCUCAAGAUCCACAAGCGCACUCAUACAGGAGAAAAACCUUUCAAAUGUGAAUUUGAUGGCUGUGACAGGAAAUUUGCCAAUAGCAGUGACAGAAAGAAGCACUCCCACGUCCACACCAGCGACAAGCCCUACUACUGUAAGAUUCGAGGUUGUGACAAGUCCUACACUCACCCAAGCUCUCUGAGAAAGCACAUGAAGAUUCACUGCAAGUCCCCCCCACCUUCUCCAGGAGCCCUUGGCUAUUCAUCAGUGGGGACUCCGGUGGGUGCCCCUUUGUCCCCUGUGCUGGACACAGCCAGGAGUCGUUCCAGCACUCUGUCCCCUCAGGUGACCAACCUCAAUGAGUGGUACGUUUGCCAGGCCAGUGGGACCCCCAGCCACCUCCACACACCUUCCAGUAAUGGAACCACCUCUGAGUCUGAAGACGAGGAAAUAUACGGGAACCCAGAAGUUGUGCGGACGAUGCAUUAGAAUUUCCUAUUAUUAAUAAGUGAAAUAAGUGAGAGUCCUUGGACCAUAUCCUAACCUGAGACAAUGCUGAGCCUGAGACAAACUCGUGACUCAGACUUGCCACCGGGUCUAAUUAGCCCUAUUUAUUCAGUAUGAAACCCUAUGGUGUUUGUACAUUUAAUUAAUUUAAUUAAGAUAUUUGGGCUUUUCUUCCCCCCUUUCUUUCUCUUAAAAAAACAAACAUGGCUGGGCAUGUAGCUCAGCAGUAGAGCGCUUGCCUGGUAUGCGUGAGGCCCUGGGUUCAAUCUCUAGCACCACAAGGAAAAAAACAAAAGAGUAUAAAAAUAAAUAAUAAUAGUAAUAACAAGCGAAUACAAAACAACCAAGCUGGACUUGUACAUUGCAGGGGGACAAGGCUGUGAGCAAAUGGUACCAAGGAAAACAAGUGGAGAGAUAUUGAGAUAUAUAUUCUGCCGAUGCAAUAUAUAUGUGUGUAUGUAUAUUAAAGGGGGAAGAAAGGAGCAUUAAAUCAGAACUUUAUACAGCAACCAGGCCCUCUGCAUUUCCCAGAGUGCCUCUCCUAUGCCUUUGACACCAUAAAUAUAAACGAGGGCUCUUUUUGAGCCUCCUUGUUGGACCCUAAUUCUGCAAAGGCCUCUUGAUUGUAAUCCACACACUUGCUGCAUUGCCAACAGAGCCUGGACUGUGCCUGUGUCCAAAAGUCUUU